Messenger RNA from Lutzomyia longipalpis, 2935 nucleotides. Its product is annotated as sterile alpha motif domain-containing protein 5-like. The coding region runs from base 590 to 2683 and encodes 697 amino acids. Gene Ontology annotation, molecular function: protein binding. Lineage: Eukaryota; Metazoa; Arthropoda; Insecta; Diptera; Psychodidae. The record is from RefSeq and is a predicted model, not a curated record. The transcript is spliced from 10 exons.
GUCUCGGAACGAACGUGGCUUUACACUGCGGCGGACUGUUUCAGUGGUUGCCCUCGGUGUCACACGCUCAGUAACAUCGCUCCUCUUUUUGGCUCCUAUUGUCCCUCCUUGUGCACAGCGCGCAAUCAACAUUGCCGAAAGUUGCUUUGCCAAGGAGUGAUUUUGUGCAAAAGACAUUGUGUUGUCAAUAAUGUGUCCGUGGCAGGAGUGAGAGUUGCGAUAGCUCAUCUGCUUCAAUAGUGACAUACAUAGUAGCAUACAACCAGAGUGUGCAAUCUCCUUCCAUUGAUUCUAAAAGUAUAUAAAGUAUGAAAUGAACCCUCUCUCUUAUUUGCCAUAGCAUGUGUUCCCAGAUGAAAAUUAUUUUUUUUCCUUGCCUAAAAGACUAAAUGAACACACCCUCGGCCAUUUCAUUCUCAAUUGAGGCGCAAGUUGGUGUAGAAAACAAAAAAGACAGUACACUAAAAUACGCUUUGGUAAAUUGAGACAGUGCUGUGUUUGGGUGCAACAGCCGAUCGCCGCGUGAGUGUCUAACUACCCAGAGAAGUGCUUUCUUUUUUUGGAGUGUUGUUAUUGCUGUUGUGAAACAAUGGCUGCCAACAAUAUUGUGUGUGAAUGGCUAAAGGCACUCGGUCUUGCCCAGUACGCCGAGGGUUUCCUCGACAAUGGCUACGACGACCUGGAGAUCUGCAAGCAAAUCGGCGACCCAGACUUGGAUGCAAUUGGGGUCCAUACAACGGAUCACCGUCACAAGCUACUCAAAUCAAUACGACAGCUGCGGGAGAAGGGUGCAACGAAUCUGUAUUUUGUGCUCAGUGAGCCAAAUGGACUGUCUGGCAGUAGGGAGAUCCUCGAGGGCAGGGACACCCCACCACCCAAUGACAUUGCAUCCCUCGUUCGCGAGCAGCUGAAUGCUGACUCAAUCCGAUUGACUUCACAUCCAUAUUCCACACCGGAUGGUGGUCGAGGUCAUUUGGAGGGAUUGGCAUCUGUGUACUGUGAACUCCUUGUGGCACCCUUCGAGGAAGUCCUGAAUGCCUUGGAGAAUGAGAGGGUGGCCGCAUGGGCGAACAUCAGUCCUCGGCGGAAUAGCAUGAAGCGUGGCCACCAGGGUAGUCCUGGCCAGAGUGGUUUACCCAAUAGCCACAGUCAGCCCAUCUAUGUGCCUGGGAAAUACUCUCCCUCGAGUUGUCUCUCGGAUAAGGAAGAGGAUGAAAUUUAUGGGUUCGGAUAUGGUGUCUAUGCUCAAAAAAUGGCACGGCGACCACUCAAUUCUCACAACAAUUCACCCCAACACCAACUCCAAGCACCACAGCCCAUUUACGGUACCAGCACACCCACACCCCUCAAUUCUGCAGCCCAACUCUAUUGUGAUAUACCUCCAUCAGAAAAUUCUGAUAAAAAGAAAAAAAUGACCCUUGGUCGACUCCUCAAAGGACUGAAAACGGUAAAAAGGCGGGAAAAGGCCACACUGCAGAAUGGUACCAUUCAUCAACUUCGGAAUCCCAGUACGGAUCGAAUGCGACAAUUUCAAUUGAACGGACGGACACAUUUGGGCUUUGAGCAAACAAUACAGCGGCUCAAAGUGGAGGAUGCCCUGAGGAAGAGGGAAAAGUACCAGCGAGAGCAUGAAGAGAUUCUGCGCGACAUCCAACGAGGGCUUCAGCAAAUGAGCAGAAACGGCCAUCCAGACUCCACGUAUAUGUACGACGACGCUGCAAGAGGCGCCUUCGUUGGAGCACAUCCAUCACUUGCGACGCGACUCCCACGGCAAUGGUACGAGGAACCCCUCUAUGCCAAUGAUACGGAUGAUUUUCUCAUGGCGCGCCGUGCAGAAGCAGGAACGUUGGAGCACAUGCAGGAUGAUCAGUUCUUCAGCCCACAGUCAGCGGAUGAGGCUGGUGUCAUAUCCCUGAGGUCAGCCGGUGAUAUUUCUCUACCACACCGGAAUGGCCAUUCUCGCCGAUACAACCGCCAGCCCGGAGCCGUGACGAGAUUGCGUGAACGUGAGAACGGUGACUAUUCCAGUUCCGUGUCCGACAUUCAAAGUGUCACGUCCAGGCUGAGUUCUGUUUCGAUUGGCACGGGAAGCAAUUAUAUAAAUCGAUUUGAGGAAUCCCUAUCCCUCACCCCGAGCCCCUCGUCGGACUAUGAGGAUGAAAUGGUGGAUCCACGGAUGUGCGGGGCUGUGGGACGCUUGAAGAAAAUGUCAAUGCCACAGAAAUCGGGGACGGUGAGUCAGCGAGCGGUGAUUCAUCAAAUCCAGCCGCAGAAGCCCCAAAUGGGCAAUGAUAUCUUUAUGUUUAACACAAAGAGAGGCUCAGUUAACACUAGUACCGCCAAAGACAAUGCCAAAUUCGUCAGUCAUGUUGCACAGCGACACAAUGCCACCCUCAUGGAUUCCCAGGGCUUCUCUCGUGAUUCUGCCUUUGCGUGCUCCGCAAGUUCAGCCGAGAGCCUGCCCAGUGCAUCGGGUAGUAGCACAAAAGCCCUUGUUCAUCCAACGAGUCCCCUGCGCUUUGGGCAAUCCACCGCUGCAUCCGUGGAGCAACCACAUUGCUCCUUUGCCGAGGCAUCGUGCAAUGGGAAGACGCUCAAAGAGUGCAUUUCGGACUCCCUGGAGAAUGAUGCAGCAAAAUUCAGGGCUGUGGAACUCAUCAACGAGUCAAUCCCCUUCAGGUAGCAAUUUGCAAUGACCCUCCGCUGACGUCUAGUGAUUUAAUUGAUGUUGAUUUACAAAACAUCCCUCCGGCUACCUUGGUUCUCGCCUCAUCCUUCUUUGUGACAACCACACACACCACACCCCGGCUGUGUGGCUCUAUAUAUAAAUUUAAUCUGUUAGCAAAUCGCUCUGCCAAAGUAAAUGUAAUUUUUAAUAAAUUUGUUAAAGUAUUUCGUUAAAUAAAUUUGUUAAAACGUUUAAUAAAAUAACACA